Molecule: messenger RNA, 1687 nt
Organism: Rubroshorea leprosula
Lineage: Eukaryota; Viridiplantae; Streptophyta; Magnoliopsida; Malvales; Dipterocarpaceae
Source: the annotation of a GenBank genome assembly
UGCGUGUUUCUGCUUCUGUUUCUCCUUCCUUCCUCCCCCGACCCUCUGCACCCGACGAGCCCCCCGUUACCGCCACCCAUUUCCGGCCGAAAAUCCGGCAAAGCUUGGGGAUUUCUCCCUAUUUUCUUGUUCUUGAACCCAAAAAUCCCCCCUCUUUGCUGGAAAUUCCAGAUCUGCGCUGUCUUCUCCCCUCUGUCUGUCGGCCUCUGCUUGUGUGGGUGUGGAUUCUCAGCUUUUCUGGUAAGAACAGCCAUGAUUUCAUCCUUUUAGCUUUGAUUUAAGUUGGGUUUGCCUUAAUUCCUCUUGGUUCUCCAUUUUUGGGUUGGUCCCGUGAGUCCCCUGCAGAGAAUUCCCGCCGGCUUCUUUCCCCUGCUAGCUCCGGUUCUUGCUGGAAAAUUCUGGUUUUGAUCGUUCUGUCACCGUAGCACUUGGAUUAGCCUUCUGUUCUGUGCGAGUGAGGUAAGUAAAUUAUGGUAAAGCCCUCUGAUUUUAAAGCAUGUUUUAAACUGUUUUUGAGAUGGUGGCAAGCUUUAAAUUGAUUUUAUUCGCAUCUGAGUGUGAUUUAAACCGAAAUGGAAAUUGUGAUGGUCUUUAUGGGAAUUUCAUUGUUUUUCGGAAUUGAGCAUGAUUGGAAUGAAAAUGGAAAUUUCAUUGUUUUCGGGAAUUGAGCAUGAUUGGAAUGAAAUUGUUUUCAUUGCAUUGAGUAGAGCAUGCCUAUUUGGAAAUUGACUGAACUGUUUUGAUGAACUGAGAGUUUGCAAAUUCUGAGUUUUCUGUUAAAUCCAUGGUCAUAUGGAAAUUUUCUGGUUUAUUUCUGAGAUUUGAGAUUGAUUGUGAAUUAUGGAUUUUUGGAAAUCCUGCAUGGUUUUGUCUCGGAUAUAGUCAUGAUUACUGACGCCCGCUAGUGGGAGCUGUAAAUGCUAGCACAUGUCGACAUGUAUUUCUGUAGAACCGGUUUGUCCUGCCAAUGGGAUAAAACAUUGGUACUAUUACUGACGCUUGCCAGUGGGAGUUUGUUAAACACUGGUACUUCUAAAACCCUACCAAUGGGGUUAAACAUUGGUUAUUACUUACGCCUACCAGUGGGAGUGUGUUAAACACUGGCACUAUUACUGACGCCUGCCAGUGGGAGUGUGUUAAGCACUGGUACUAUUACUGACGCCUGCCAGUGGGAGUUUGUUAAACACUGGCCAUGACUUAUAGAUGAGACUACUAAACUGAGUUUUCUUCUGCAUUAACGAUUUGUCAGGAAAUGUUUUGUUAUUAAACUGAAUCUGAUUUUGCAUUGACAGUUUAUCAUUGAAUGCUUUGCAACUGAACUGAAUCUGAUUUUGUCAUUGAGCGUUUGGUUAUAUUAAACUGUUUAUCAGGCAUGCUAAAAGUUUUACCCAAUGGCUAUCCAUAUUUACUUACUGAGUUAUCUCAUAGUUUUCCUUGUCCACCAUUUCAGGAAGCGAAACUGAAGACGGGGAAACCGAGGGGAGUGACGAGUUAGAAGGCUAGCCACUUGUAAUUGAUAUAGAUUUGAGAGAUAAAUAAUGAUAUUGUAAGCUAGAUUGGAUUGGAGAUUUUAUAAAUUCAUUUCGCGGAUUGUUAGUUUAUAAGAGAUUUGAUCUGGAGGUUUUGAGAUAAUUGAUUUGAGUUAUUGGAUGGUCAGAUGUGAAUUGAAUAAGUUCCGAGCCUUGUG